AUGUUUUUCUGUUGGAGAGACAAUUGUUCGGAUGCUAAUUUCUCUAAACCUCUGCCAAUCUUUACAGCUAAAUGGUCAGGAGCGGCAUCAAAACAUGAACCGCUCGUUCGGGUUGACGCUGCAUUCAAUUAUAUAUUGAUCCAUCCUCGUGUUUUCAUCAUCAAUGAGGGCCAGUUAAAUUUAACUGAAAGAACAACAUGGACUACAGCGAGAAAUGUAUUGUUUGAAAGAGCUCUUGCGGAAGAGCAUCAUCAAGGCUGGCAUUGGGCUUAUUAUAAUUUUUGUGAUGGUGAUAUUCGAACCGCCUGUCCCCUUGCUAAAAGCUUAUUAAAUACUAGUCAUGUUGAUGAAGAUGGACUUAUUAUCGCUGUGCAUUUUCGUUCACUUAUCAGCAUUCAACAACAUCUGACCAAUAAGGCAAAAACUAAUCAAUGUUUUAUACUUAUGGAUGCUUUUCUUCUUUCCGUUUCACCAGCAAUCGGUGUUGUCGCAGGUACGGGAGCGCCGAUUCUUUUUGAUGGUCUUCUUACGCAAAUUGUCUAUCAUAUCGAUGCAAUAUUUAAUGCAUUUCAUCGUGAUGCUCUUUCUUUUAUUCUUCCUUAUUGCUCUCGAUAUGAUAAACGUAGUUGGUGUUCGAGUCAAGCGAUACUUGUCUUUCGAUCCUUGUGUCUUUAUGGACAUGUUAUUCAAUUUAAUGGUGUUCAUAUUACUGCACAAAAACAUCGCGAGUAUCCUCGUAAUGGUGACCCAUGGCAAAUAGAUGGGGACAUAAAUUUGGUACCACGGUCACUUACUUCCUUACAAACUUAUAUGAAAUCAGAACGCAUUGUGAGUGCUCUUAUUCUUCGACAUUAUGGUGGAUGGUCACUGGCAGCAACAAGUGAUGAAUGUCGCCAUCGACAUACUUCCGUCAAUCCUGUUAAUUGCACUGUGAGUGGUGGAAAAAUUAGACAAAAAUCCUGA
This is a messenger RNA of Rotaria sordida, 963 nucleotides long. The record is from the annotation of a GenBank genome assembly. NCBI's taxonomy places the organism in Eukaryota, Metazoa, Rotifera, Eurotatoria, Philodinida, Philodinidae.